Molecule: messenger RNA, 1563 nt
Organism: Babesia bovis T2Bo
Lineage: Eukaryota; Apicomplexa; Aconoidasida; Piroplasmida; Babesiidae
Product: chloroquine resistance transporter family protein
Exons: 1
Coding region: 238-1548 (436 amino acids)
Source: RefSeq, a predicted model, not a curated record
GUUUAUAAUGCCUCAUUUGCCAUAUUUAUGUAGUCCGGGUGUAUACCAUAAAUCGGUGAUUCGUCGCCGGUUAUGUCGUUUUCAUUAGUGUCUGCUUUUUAGAAUUAACAUUUUUUUGUUACACCUUAGAUGUGUAUAUUGCUAGUACAGUGUGUUAGCACAAAAUUAAAAGGUCUUCUGUAUAUACGGGUUGUUUUUAACUUUUAAAAGUGGUAUCACUGAUUGCUGUGGAAGGCCAUGAAGGGACGUUUGCAGCUUAGUCGCUCUGAGAGCGUCGAUUUAUCUAAAUACGCUCAUACUUUGCGUGGAGUUCAUCCACGUGAGUUGGAUUUUUCGGAUGAGUUUUACGGGACGUCUGAUGAUAGCUCAUCUCCUCUAGACUUCGGUCAUUGUUCUUCUAAUGGAUUUUGGAGCAGAACAUUUGAUUUUGUAUUACGUCGUCGUUUGAUUAUCGCAUGUUUUGUUUAUGUUGUAAUGGAUAUUUUGACGACGGUGUAUUACAAGCGUCUAAUGGACCAUACUGGCAACUACGUGAUGGUUACCAUGGAGAGUCUGGUGGUAUACUUUUUAAUAUUAUUCUCUUUCAUUUACGUAGCUUGUCGCCACUUCUUUCCUGAGUAUAUGUCGCGUCCUUUUGACCCUCAUCCGUUAUUUUUGAUGGGUGCUUUUGAUAUUGUUGCUACUGCUUUAUCUGCAGUUGGGAGCGUGAACACCAGUGGUAUAUUAUUGGUUAUGUUGGGUCAGGUUGGAAUACCUUUGACUAUUAUUGCUUGUAAAGUGAUACUGGGUCGUAAAUACCACAAGUUGCACUAUUUAAGUUCCUUCUUUAUCAUUGCUUUUGUUUGUUUGAAGGAGCUUACAAUCCCUGCAGUGAGUGAGCGUAACGACAUAUAUUCAAACCUUUUGUACAUUAUUGCUUGUUUGCCUGAUUCGAUAGCUUCUGCCCUCCGAAGUGGUCAGUACACUUCAGAUUCAUUUCACUUGGUGAAGUAUCAAUUCAGUGCUAUGGCAUUGCAAUUUGUGCUUGGUCUACCGGUUUUCGCUUUCAUUAUGUCCAAGCGCCAUACUCAACCUGAUUUGGGUAUAUUCGGCAGCAUAGUUCAUGAUAUUGAAAGUGGUCUUGCUUGUUUAUUCUUAGGUCGCAAUACUAUAGUGGACGGUUGCAGCGAGACUGGAUUUCCCCGUUGUGAUUCAUGUGAAGGUUCUUUGCAGAUAUUUUUGAUAUAUUUGCUUUGCAACAUGAUAAUCCGUGUGGCUUAUAUUGUGAUAAUGAUGGAGGGUACUGUUACUUUAGUAUUUUUACUGGGUACAUUAAAGGUGCCUUUAUGCUCGAUUGCAUUUUCACUUCCUGCGAUCAGUGGUGACAGUGCUACUGACUUUGAGUUCAUUGAUGUCGUAUGCUUCGUUGGUAUUAUGGUAUCACUGUUUUUAUAUGGUACUGGUACCAAGCGUUUAGAGAAUGAGACUGCAACUCGUUUUUCAACGCCUCUAUUACCUGAUCGCGAAGACUUUUCUCGCGUGGUUUCAAUACAGGAGCCCAUGGAGUGAGCGCAAAAAUGGCGU